AGCUGGGCGGCCGUGGGCGGGGAGCCGGACGCAGGAGCGGGGCGCGCGCAGCCGGCGGACGAGUGCGGGUGUGCGGACCCGCGAGCCCGGAGCGCAGCGUCUAGGGGAUGCGAGCGGCGCGGAGCCGCCGCGCUGUUGUGCCGGGCGAACUCGAGCGGCAGUGACCUCAGCGAGGGGAGAGCGGGACGACGGCGGCCGCUCGCCCCGCGAGGAUCCUGGGGACCAGGGGUGCGCCGGGAACGGCGGCGGCGCGGGAACGCGGGGCGCAGACCGGGCGGGGCUGGGGGACAGUGAUGAACGGGCGCGCGGAGAGGCUGCACGCCGCCGCCGCCGCCCGGAGCAUUUGCCGCCCGAGCUGCAGCUCGCGGCCCGGGACCCGGCCAUGGAGACGCUGAACGGCCUCGCGGGCGGCGGCGCCCCGGAGGCGAAGCCGCUGCCGGCCGGCCAGCACCACCGCCACCAUCACCUCCACCCGCUGGCCGAGCGUAGGCGGUUGCACCGCGCGCCCUCGCCGGCCAGACCCUUCCUCAAGGACCUGCAUGGCCGGCCCCCGGCGUCCGGCCCGGCCCCGGCCGCCCCCUCAUCGGGCCGAGCCCAGGCGCCCGCCGCCCCUCGCUCGCCCAACCUCACAGGCAAAACGCCGCCUUCGCCGGGAACCCUGGCCGCGCCCGGCCGCCUCUCUCGGCGCAGCGGCGGCGCCCCUGGCGCGAAGGACAAGCCGCCGCCGGGAGCAGGGGCCAGGGCAGCGGGCGGCGCCAAGGCCGCUCCCGGCCCCAGGAGGGUGGCGCGCACGGCGCCCGCGGAGCUGCUGCCCCGGGCAGGGAGGCCGCCGCCGCCACCCGGGACCGAGCCGCUGUCCGCCGCUGCCAAGGGCCGCAAAGCCAAACGCGGUUCCGGGGCGCCCCCGGCCCGUGCCGCCGGGCCGCCGGUCUCCGCCGCCCCGAUCCCCGCCGUGAUCCUCGCCGUGACCUCAGCGGCCGGCUCUCCGGCUCCCGGCUCGCGCAUCAGCCACACGGACAGCAGCUCCGACCUCUCCGACUGCCCCUCUGAACCGCUGUCCGACGAGCAGCGCCUGCUCCCCGCCGCCAGCAGCGACGCCGAAUCUGGCACGGGCUCCAGCGACCGGGAACCGCUGCGAGGAGCCCCUACGGCGAGCCCCGCAGCUCGGGGGGCGCCGCCAGGCAGCCCCGAGCCCCCCGCGCUCCUUGCCGCGCCGCCCUCCGCCGGCGCCUGCCUCGGGGGUCGGAGCAGCCCCGGCGGGGUCCCCGCGGGGUCCUUGGGAACUGGUGUGGCAGAAGAUGCCGGGGGACGCGCGCCGCUGGAGCGAACGGUCCCCGGGAUCCCCAAGGAGCCCGGUCCAGGCGAGCCGACCCGACUGGUACCGGCGGCCGCCGUGGAGGAGGAGCUGCUGCGGGAGAUCGAGGAGCUGCGCUCGGAGAACGACUAUCUCAAGGAUGAACUGGAUGAACUCCGUGCUGAGAUGGAAGAGAUGAGAGACAGUUACUUAGAGGAAGAUGUUUACCAGCUGCAGGAGCUUCGGCGAGAGCUGGACCGUGCUAAUAAAAACUGCCGAAUCCUGCAGUACCGCCUCAGGAAAGCAGAGCAGAAGAGCCUGAAAGUGGCUGAGACUGGUCAGGUGGAUGGCGAGCUCAUCCGGAGUCUGGAGCAGGAUUUAAAGGUAGCCAAAGAUGUGUCUGUCAGAUUGCACCAUGAACUUGAAACCGUGGAGGAAAAGCGUGCUAAAGCUGAGGAUGAAAACGAAAGUCUCCGACAGCAGAUGAUUGAAGUAGAAAUAUCCAAGCAGGCCCUCCAAAAUGAGCUGGAGAGACUGAAAGAGAGUUCCCUGAAAAGAAGAGGCAGCCGGGAAACGUACAAAGAAAAGAAAACCUUUAACCAGCAGAGCGGUGGAACCGAGCGCCUUGGAAACUGCAGGUCUGCCACCAAAACUCAAAGGAAACCGGCGCCCCGGCGCAAGGAUGACAGUGCCGAUUUGAAGUGCCAGCUUCAGUUUGCCAAAGAGGAAGGUUCCCUGAUGCGUAAAAAGAUGGCCAAGCUGGGGAGGGAGAAGGACGAGCUGGAACAGGAGCUACAGAGGUACAAGGCCAUCUACGGUGACGUGGACAGCCCUCUCCCCACGGGGGAGGCGGGUGGGCCGCCCAGCACCAGGGAGGCCGAGCUGAAGCUGCGGCUCAAGCUGGUUGAGGAAGAAGCCAACAUCUUAGGCCGCAAGAUUGUGGAGCUGGAGGUGGAGAACCGAGGCCUCAAAGCAGAGAUGGAGGACAUGCGGGUCCAGUACGAGCGAGAGGGCGCGGGCCGGGACCACAUCCCAAGCAUUCCUACCUCACCCUUCGGCGACUCCCUAGAGUCCUCGACGGAGCUCCGCCGGCACCUGCAGUUUGUGGAGGAGGAAGCGGAGCUGCUCCGGAGGUCCAUAUCCGAGAUCGAAGACCACAACCGGCAGCUGACCCAUGAGCUGAGCAAGUUCAAGUUUGAGCCUCGGCCGGAGCCUGGGUGGCUGGCGGACGGCUCGGGCAAGGGCGUGGGCAGCGGGGCGCCUCUGCAGGAGGAGCUGAAGUCGGCCCGGCUGCAGAUCAACGAGCUGAGCGGGAAGGUGCUGAAGCUGCAGUACGAGAACCGGGUGCUGCUGUCCAAUGUGCAGCGCUACGACCUGGCCGCCCACCUGGGCCUGCGCGCCCCGAGCCCCCGGGACAGUGACGCGGACAGCGACCAGGGCAAGAAGGAGAGCGACGGGGAGGAAGGCCGCCAGCCCCAGCCCAAACGGGAGGGCCCUAUUGGCGGCGAGAGCGACUCGGAGGAGAUGUGCGAGAAGACGUCGGGCUUCGGCAGCGGGAAGCCGUCGGAGGCGAGCGAGCCGUGUGCGGCCGAGCUCCUUAGGGCCAGGGAGGACACCGAGUGCCUGGCCAGCAUAAAGCACGAGGCCGAGCGCCUCGAGCGCACCGUGGAGCGCCUCAUCACAGACACGGCCGGCUUCGGGGACGACGUGGUGCAGCAGGGCGGCGGCGAGGCCUCGCCGGGGUCUGGCGUCCAGGGGGCAGGGGAGACGGGCGAGGAGGGCAAGAAGGAGCCCCCGCUGCUGGGGACCAUCAACUCGAGGAUGAAGGCUUUCAGGAAGGAGCUGCAGGCCUUCCUGGAGCAGGUGAACCGGAUCGGGGACGGCCUGACAGAGCGCCUGGAAGGCCUGUCCCCCCUGCCCCACCUCUCGGAGUCUUCCAGCUUUCUCUCCACUGUGACCUCUGUGUCCCGGGACUCCCCCGUCGGGAACCUGGGGAAGGAGCUGGUCCCAGACCUGCAGUCCAAACUGAGAGGUCAGCCGGAGUGGCAGCCGGGUCAGGAGCGCGGGGAAGAGCCGGAACAGUUGCACCGCCGGGCCGAUGGGGACGCCGGGAGCUGCCGGCAGGCAGGCCAGAGCUACUUCAGCCUAGAGAUGGAGGAGGAGCACCUCUACGCCUUGAGGUGGAAAGAGCUAGAAAUGCACAGCUUGGCUUUACAAAACACCCUCCAUGAGCGAACCUGGAGUGAUGAGAGAAACCUGAUGCAACAGGAGCUCCGGUCCUUGAAGCAGAACAUCUUCCUUUUCUACGUCAAACUCAGGUGGCUGCUGAAACACUGGCGGCAAGGGAAACGGAUGGAUGAGGAAGGCGAGGAUUUCACUGAGAGCGAGCGUCCGGAGACCCUCCCCAGGCUCGGCGAGCUUGGAGUGCAGGGGGACCCCAAGGGGGACGUCCCCGACCGGGAGGACAGUGGUCCAGGCUGCGGCUUUUCGAUGGGAGAGCAUUCUCCACACUCCCCUGUGCAGAUUGGUGACCACGGAUCGCGGCUGCAGCCUGCGCACGCGGGCCAGCUCCACAAGCAGGUGGCGGAAAACCAGCCGCUGUUCGGCGCGCUCAGGACGCUGCUGGAGGACCUGCACGCCGAGCUGCGCGAGGACGAGCGUGCGCGCAGGCGGCUGCAGCAGCAGUACGCCCGCGACAGGGCCGCCUGGGACGUGGAGUGGGCGGCGCUCACGUGCCGCCUGGAACAGCUGGAAGAGAAGACGGAGAAGAACUUGGGAGAACCAGGCUCCUCCACCGACAGCAAAGGGGCCUUCAAGAAGGAGAGGGAGACACACCAGAAGCUCCUCGCCGACAGUCACGGCCUGGUCAUGGACCUGCGCUGGCAGAUGCAUCACAGCGAAAAGAACUGGAACCGAGAGAAGGUGGAACUCCUCGAGCGUCUAGACAGAGACCGGCAGGAGUGGGAGCGACAGAAGAAGGAGCUCUUGUGGAGAAUAGAGCAGUUGCAGAAAGAGAACAGCCCCCGGAGAAGCGGCAGUUUCCUCUGUGAUCCAAAAGAAGGCAACAUCCGCCCCUUUGCCCACCCGGGAAGCCCCCGCAUGCCCCGCCCCUUGGGGGUGUGGCCCUGCGCAGACACAGACUCCACCCCAUUUGAAGACCGGCCGCUGUCCAAGCUGAAGGAAUCGGACAGGUGUUCAGCACGGGAAAAUCUCUACCUGGACGCCUUGUCCCUGGAUGACGAAUCAGAGGAGCCUCUGGCCCGCGGGCCCCAGCGGGAGUUCAGGAACUGCCUCCCCCAGGAAGAAGAAAACCACAAGGGAAAUCUUCAAAGGGCUGUGUCCGUGUCCUCCAUGUCUGAGUUCCAGCGUCUGAUGGACGUCUCUCCUUUCCUGCCGGAGAAGGGCCGGCCGGCUGCCGGCAGCAAGGAGGACAUCACCCCGCCCCUGUCUCCUGAUGACCUGAAGUACAUCGAGGAGUUCAACAGCAAGAGCUGGGAUGAGCAUCCCCCAGAGCCCUGGGCAGACAGGACCGAGGUGGGGCGGGCAGGGAACGAGGCCAGCGCCGAGCCUUUCCCGGACUCCUCCUGGUACCUCACCACGAGCGUCACCAUGACCACGGACACCAUGACCAGCCCCGAGCACUGCCAGAAACAGCCCCUGCGGAGCCACGUGUGCGCCGAGCAGGCCGGGGUGCGGGUGCUGCACAGCCCGCCUGCGGUCCGGAGGGUGGACAGCAUCGCGGGGGCAGGUGGCGAGGCCAAGGGCCGCUCAGAGCCCGAGUGCCCGUUUCCCACUAGCAGAGCCAGGGGGGGCACUGGAGACUCCAAGGGGGGCCCCCCAGAACAUGUGCUUAGCAGGUGGCCCUGUGCCCCCAACAGGCACCCCCGAGACUACAUGGAAGGAGGGCUGCGGCCCCUCGAAAGUGCCCUCUGCGCCCCCCUGGGUUUUGCCUCCCCCCUGCACAGCCUACAGAUGUCCAAGAACAUGAGUGAUGACAUGAAGGAGGUGGCCUUCUCUGUCAGGAGCGCCAUGUGCUCUGGUCCCCCCAAGCCUCCUCUCAAGGACAUGGCCUGCCAGACCAACGGGUCCCAGACGACAGGGACACAGACCGUCCAGACCAUCAACAUUGGUCUGCAGACCGAAGCCCUGCGCAGCAGCGCCAUCACCAGCAGCCCCCACAAGUGUCUCACGCCAAAGGCGGGGGGUGGCGCCACACCCGCGUCAUCUCCUUCCCGCGGCCUUAGGAGCAGGCAGGUGGCUCCCGCCAUCGAGAAGGUGCAGGCCAAGUUCGAACGCACAUGCUGCUCCCCCAAGUACGGGUCUCCCAAGCUGCAGAGGAAGCCCCUCCCCAAAGCCGAGCAGCCAAACAGCAGGACCUCUCUGGGGCUGGCCCCAAAGGGGUGCAGCGAGUCGGCUUGGGCCCGCUCCACCACCACAAGGGAGAGCCCCGUGCACACCGCCAUCAACGAUGGCCUCUCCAGCCUCUUCAACAUCAUCGACCACAGCCCCGUGGUGCAGGACCCCUUCCAGAAGGGGACGCGGGCCGGGAGUCGGUCUCGCUCAGCAGAACCUCGGCCGGAGCUGGGCCCAGGCCAGGACACCGGCCCCAGUUCCCGGGGACGGUCGCCGAGCCCCAUCGGGGCUGGCUUAGAGACGUGGAGGGAGGACGGGGGAGAGGGCACGCCCUUGAGGCAGGACUUAUCUGCUCCCCCUGGCUACACGCUCACGGAGAACGUAGCUCGGAUCCUCCACAAGAAGCUGUUGGAGCAUGCCUUAAAGGAGGAGAGGAGACAGGCCCCCCACGGGCCCCCCGGUCUUAACAGUGACAGCCACAUGGGAGAUACGGUCAGAGCUGAACCAGGGUCCAUCGAGGAACUACCUUGUUCCGCACUAGCUCCAUCCCUAGAACCCUGCUUCUCCAGGCCCGAGAGACCAGCAAACCGUCGCCCUCCGUCCCGUUGGGCCUCACAUUCCCCCACUGCCUCAGCGGCUCAGUCACCCGGAGACCCAGCCUCCUUGGAGGAGCUCGGAGACGAAGAGCCGCCCGGGGAGAAGACGCACCUGUGACGAGAGUGCAAGUUUGCAUGGAUCAUCGGGGGAAUGAGUCCCUGUAAUUUGCAUAACCACACCGUCGUCAUCAACCAAGCUCCGCCCACAAGGAGAGAUGCAGCUUUCCCAAGGUCAAAGAAUGUUUUUUAAAACACACACAGCUGCUGAAUGUCCAACCUGUGAACCUGAGAUGUUUCUAGAACGAAACCGUAAACGUGCCUGUAAUAACUUAAUUUUUUUCAUAGCUCAGAAAACUAUUUUUGUCUCCAUCUUUUUUACACACGGUAUAUUAAACAAAAAAGCUAGGUAAGAUAUAAAUAAAUUUAAAAAAAUAAAAGUUUUAAAGAUGUACAUUUUAAGAGAUUCUGAACACCCUUGCGCUCAAUACUGACUGCCUCUCUGUUAAAUUUGCACUGUUAUGUUUUGGUUUGGUUUAUUUCCACGUUGAAUUAGAGUGUUUUAAGUUAAUAUUAUUUUGUCAGUGUUCUUGUUUUUUAAGAAUUUUUGAAAUGCUUCGGACUGUCUGAUUCAGUGAACUUUUUGUAGUGAAAAAGCCAUGAAGCUAGUCGACAAGACAGAUAUCCUCUCUACAGGAGGGGGUACACGUCAGCAUUUUUGCAAAGGUACAGAGUCCUCAGCUGGGCUUACCAAAUUCGCUAUAUAAUCCACAUACUCUACUCGACUUGCACGUCUUCGGGUUCGAAGCACUGGGGUGCAUGUACAUACUGCUGUGUGGUCUCAACCAACGCGUAAGUGUGAGUCAUCUGUCCCACCGUAACAUGUUGUGAAUUCCUCGUACUGUACUUUGAUCGUUGUCCUCUUGCACUGAGAUACAACGGCAAUGGCAUUUUUAAAUUAUUGUUAAAGAUGAACUGGCAGUAUACAGUGUUUACUCAAAAUUUUCUUGUUUAAGGAAAAGCACUACAAAAAGUCAGGAGGGUACCAAACUGGAUCAAAGGAUGGUGCCUCGGAGUCUGUAUGAGACAAUGAUGAAGUACAAAUAAAGCCUUUACAAGAUG
Messenger RNA from Hyaena hyaena (striped hyena), 7362 nucleotides. RefSeq names its product microtubule crosslinking factor 1 (gene MTCL1). Gene Ontology annotation, cellular component: apicolateral plasma membrane; microtubule bundle; lateral plasma membrane. Gene Ontology annotation, molecular function: microtubule binding. NCBI's taxonomy places the organism in Eukaryota, Metazoa, Chordata, Mammalia, Carnivora, Hyaenidae. Bases 383 to 6361 code for a protein of 1992 amino acids. The transcript has 15 exons. The record is from RefSeq and is a predicted model, not a curated record. Gene Ontology annotation, biological process: microtubule bundle formation; regulation of autophagy; establishment or maintenance of epithelial cell apical/basal polarity.